Molecule: messenger RNA, 435 nt
Organism: Arabis nemorensis
Lineage: Eukaryota; Viridiplantae; Streptophyta; Magnoliopsida; Brassicales; Brassicaceae
Source: the annotation of a GenBank genome assembly
AUGGAGAAAUGGCAAGUGGCUUUGAAGGCUGUGUCAAACAGGAUUGGCUUCACGUUGGACCACAAUAGCCGUUACAGACGUUGGUGGGCUUGGAACCGUGGAAGAAAGAGUUCAACGAGAACACUCACCCAAAUCAUUUUCAGGUCCGAGGCCAAGUUUAUCAAGAUGGUCGUUAAAGAGGUUGGGCAAGUUUUAACCUCCAUUCCAUCUGAUGAAGGUAGGGAGGACGAUUCUCUGAAGAAGACGAAAACAUAUAACUUCCCACUGGCUCUGCCAUGUGCAUGGUUUGGCUCAGUGGUUGGUCUGAUAGGUGCAUUGCUCUUAGGGAUCGGAUUACUCCCUGAGAUGGUUCAUAGGUGUGCCUCACCAGCCAUGGUUGCUCUUGCUGGUCAGGCUGGCCCUGUUGUGGCUAUUUCGAGCCGUUGGUCUCGCUGA